This is a messenger RNA of Parus major (Great Tit), 3726 nucleotides long. RefSeq names its product leucine rich repeat transmembrane neuronal 3 (gene LRRTM3). Lineage: Eukaryota; Metazoa; Chordata; Aves; Passeriformes; Paridae. Gene Ontology annotation, molecular function: protein binding. The coding region runs from base 413 to 2155 and encodes 580 amino acids. The transcript is spliced from 3 exons. The record is from RefSeq and is a predicted model, not a curated record. Gene Ontology annotation, cellular component: plasma membrane.
CGCGGCAGCGCCGGAGCCGCGUCCCGGGCCGGGCUCCCCGCACCUGCCGCGCCCGGCCGGCAGCGAGCCCGGGGCUGCCAGCAUGCGAGCCCGGAAAACAGCAGUAGAAAUGCCGCCUUCCUAACUAGAAACAUGCUAAACCGUAAUAUCCGUGAAGAUCCCAUUACCUAGGAAGAUUUUUGACGUUUUUGCUGCGAAGGCUGUGUUGGGAUUGAUUUAUCCUUGGAGUGUUCUGCACGGCUGGCAAAGAAUAAUGUUCCAAAAUCGGUCCGUCUCCCAAGGGGUCCCAUUUUUCUUCCUGGGUGUCAGCGAGCCCUGACUCACUACGGUGCAGCUGACAGGGGCUGCCAUGCUUGUGGCACACUAAGCAAAAAACAAAAGACCUAAGGACGACCUUUGAACAGCACAAAGGAUGGGUUUCAAUGUAAUUAGGCUACUGAGCGGAUCAGCUGUAGCUCUGGUAAUAGCCCCUACUGUAUUACUGACAAUGCUUGCUUCUGCUGAACGAGGAUGCCCUAAGGGCUGUAGGUGUGAAGGCAAAAUGGUAUAUUGUGAAUCUCAGAAAUUGCAGGAGAUUCCCUCAAGUAUAUCUGCUGGUUGUUUAGGUUUGUCCCUUCGAUAUAACAGCCUCCAAAAACUAAAAUACAAUCAAUUUAAAGGUCUUAAUCAACUCACCUGGCUCUAUUUAGACCAUAACCACAUCAGCAAUAUUGACGAAAAUGCUUUCAGUGGAAUACGCAGACUAAAAGAGUUGAUCUUGAGUUCCAACAGAAUCUCCUAUUUUCUUAAUAAUACCUUCAGACCUGUGACAAACCUCCGGAAUUUGGAUCUGUCAUACAAUCAGCUGCAGUCUCUGGGAUCUGAACAGUUCAGGGGCUUAAGGAAGCUGCUGAGUUUACAUUUGCGCUCCAAUUCCCUAAGAACCAUCCCUGUUCGAAUAUUUCAAGAUUGCAGGAACCUUGAACUGCUGGACCUGGGUUACAAUCGCAUCCGAAGUUUAGCGAGGAAUGUCUUUGCAGGUAUGAUCAGACUGAAAGAGCUUCAUCUGGAGCACAAUCAAUUUUCUAAGCUCAACCUGGCACUUUUUCCAAGGCUGGUCAGCCUUCAGAACCUUUAUUUACAGUGGAAUAAAAUCAGUGUGAUAGGACAAACUAUGUCCUGGACCUGGAGCUCGUUACAAAGACUUGAUUUGUCUGGCAAUGAAAUAGAAGCUUUCAGCGGACCCAGCGUUUUUCAGUGCGUGCCCAAUUUACAGCGCCUCAACCUGGAUUCAAACAAGCUCACAUUUAUUGGUCAAGAAAUUUUGGAUUCUUGGAUAUCUCUCAAUGACAUCAGCCUUGCCGGGAAUAUAUGGGAAUGCAGCAGAAACAUUUGCUCUCUGGUAAACUGGCUUAAAAGUUUCAAAGGGCUGAGGGAAAAUACAAUUAUCUGUGCCAGCCCCAAAGAGCUGCAGGGGGUGAACGUUAUCGAUGCGGUGAAAAACUACAGCAUCUGUGGCAAGAGCACCACGGAAAGGUUUGAGCUAGCACGAGCUCUCCCAAAGCCAACGUUUAAACCAAAACUCACCAGGCCUAAACACGACAGCAAACCCCCCAUGCCCCCGAGCACGGGGGCCACGGAGUCGAGCUCGGAGCCCGAGCACGACACGGAGCACAUCUCGUUCCAUAAAAUCAUAGCGGGCAGCGUGGCUCUGUUCCUGUCCGUGCUGGUGAUCCUGCUGGUGAUCUAUGUGUCCUGGAAGCGUUACCCUGCCAGCAUGAAGCAGCUGCAGCAGCGCUCUCUCAUGAGGAGGCACAGGAAAAAGAAGAGACAGUCGCUGAAGCAAAUGACUCCGAGCACACAGGAAUUUUAUGUAGAUUACAAACCUACCAACACUGAAACCAGUGAGAUGCUGCUGAAUGGAACGGGACCCUGCACGUAUAACAAAUCGGGCUCCAGGGAAUGCGAGAUCCCGCUGUCCAUGAACGUGUCGACGUUCCUGGCCUACGACCAGCCCACGCUGAGCUACUGCGGGGUGCACCACGAGCUGCUGGGCCACCAGGGCUACGAGAGCGGGCGGGACGAGGCUGCGGCCGCGGGGCUGGAGCCCGAGCUGGACCUGAGCACAAUCACCACUGCAGCACGCAGCAAGGAGCACGGCCAGCCGCUGCCCUAGGGACACCGGUGUCCCCGGCCUCGGAGCACGGCUGACACCCGCUCCCUGCCACCUGGGAGCCCUGUGCUAAUUAAAAGCGAAUCACAAAGAUUAAUUGCUUCCGGUCUACAGUUUGUAAUUAGUUCCGUUGUGCAGUAUUUUUUUGACUUCAGAGUAUGACCCUUGAAGUGAGUCUUUUUCAAAACUCAUCCUACCUACCUGUAUAAACUGUACAGAUGUAAUGUAUUUUUCAUAUUGUAAAGUUUCAAUUACCGAGAACGACUGGUAUGUACAGUACCAUAAUUUAAUUACAUCUUCCUUUACGAGCUUCAGUUUCUAAAGCUUCAAAUUAACAAAAGUUACUUCUUGUGUUAUUAAGUUACUCUGUUUUGUAGGGAUCAUUUUGUUACUGCUUUUGUGCCCAGACAACUUUAAUCUAAAAAUUCUGUCCUUUGCAGAAUAUGCACCAUUUCUACUGUGUUUAAUGUGUAGAAUUUUAUCUACUGCUUCCAGAGGGAGGGUUUAACUAUUCAAACUUCUAGGAAAUUCUUGAAAAAUAUAGAGCCAAGUUUUCCUAGAAAUCAAAAUUUUAAAAAAGAGAAAAAUUAUUAUUCUCCUCAAACUAACCUGUUGCCUUGAAAUACAGCCUGAUUUUUAACAACAAAGCUUGGUUAUGCAACCGUUAGUCAAGGCUGAUGAUAUUUUAUUGAGUCUCACUGUUCUGCAAGACAAUACAGGACAGGAGACUUCACCAGGCAGCUACGAGAUCUGCUGUGAGAGUCUGCCAAAUCAGGCAUUUGUAUUUCUGCUCAAACACAAAGGGGUCCAAACCUACUUCUGUCGCAGGCAGCUGCUGACAGAACAGUUAUUUCUGUUAUUAACAGGCAACAGAAACAAGCCCUUGGGCCACUCCUAGAAUGCAAAAUGCCACUCAAAAGAAACACCCACUUGCUGACAAAUGCAGUGAUUUGGAACAAAUGGUCAAAGUUUAAAUCCUUUAACAUUAUGAUAAAGCAAACAGAGGAAAAAAACCCCAAAAUCUUUAAAGAAAAAAAAAAUUAAUGUAGUAUUAAGUCUUUAACAAUUACUACAUUGCUUAUUUGUCUCUCAUUUAAUAUCUGGAUUGAAGCAUUCUUAUAUCCCAUUCUUUGGUUUUAAAUUUUCCAAACUUCUCAAUACUGUAUGAGAGUAACUUUUUAUACCACUACCCACUACCCUGUAAUCAUAAAAGAUUACAGAAAUUAGGAAGACAUUCUAUCAUGCUGACUCUGUGAAAAACAAAAUGGGAACACGAGCCUUCCAAAAUAUAGGAAAAAAAAAGUUUCAUAUGGUGAAGCAACUUUUUUAUAAUAAAGAGAAAUUAUAUAACCACAAAUCUAUUUUUCUGGAUCUUUAUCCCACCAUACUUUCAUGUAGCUUCAAAGUGGAAGACUGAAUUUUAAAAUUACAGGGCAACUGUUUGUACAAAACAAGGUGAACAGAAUGAAAAUUGGCUUCAAAAAUUGGUAACUAAUCAAUCUGCAUUCAGUGCCUGUUAAGUGGAAACAAAGUGUCAAAAGACAACACAUUGUACUGCUUAUUUAUUAGCACUU